CUUGACUCUGGUUUGGAGACCAGUCCAGCUCGCCUGCAUUCCUCCUCUCUCCAAAGCCUGACCGAUAGAGACAGAGAAAGAAAGGAGGGGGGAGGAAGAGAGAAAACACAAAUUAUUAUUCACAACCGUGUUGGAUUUUUAUGAACCACGGAGUCGACUCGAACCGGACGCACCGACCGGAUCAGGCCACGAAAAAACAACCACGUCAGGACCGGGCUUUGGACCUACUACAACACCGAUAUAUAUAUAUAUUUUUUUUUUAAAAAGGAAAGAAAAAAGGCGUGUUUUUCUUUUAUAUAGACGGGACUUUACGUUGAUGUUCCUGUGUAAGUCAGCUAUCGAGAAACAGCUUUUGGUGAAACAGCCUACAGCCUUUCCACGGCGGAUAUCUCCCCCUCUUCUUUUUUUUUUCUUCUUUUUUUUUUUUUUUUAAAUGAGGAUUUACAAGAUGGCUGAUGACAGCUAGCCCUAACAAGGACAGAAAAGCGACGUCCCCUUUAAGAUUAGCAGGGUGUAUUUUUGUUUUUUUGUACCAGUUAAACACAUAAAUAUGGCUGCUUUUUAAAAAAAUAAUGACUGUACGCUGUGUUAGCAACGACCGUCCUUGUGGGGAAACGGUGCCAGUCUAGUGUUUAUCUGUACCUGUGCUAUGGUAGAAAAUGGUGAGGUGACGUCUGAGGUAAUUUACACGAUUUAAUCGAGAUAAGGAAGUAGAUAAAUAUGUUGUUGGCUAAAGGCUGAGGCGACAAUAGGUGAAUAAGGUGGAGACCAAAGUAAAAAAAUAAAUAAAUAAAAUAAAAGAGGCCAGAGCUGAUUUAAAAAAAAUAAUAAUAAUAAUACUGAAGAGAUUUGAUAGAUGUGUCGGAGUCGGGGGGGGGGGGUAACCAAAAGGCUCUGCAACAGCAGCCAACAUUCCUGCGGAUCCUAAAACCCUUUGUUUUGUGCGCAGGAGCCGGACUCGACUAUUAAAACGAUUAACUAUGCAGUAAACAGCCUGGAAAUGAUGGCCCGGGUAUGAUUUUCUGUUUAAUGAGAUUAUAAGGCCUUUGUUGUCGACAGAAAACUGGUAGGGAUAGAAAAGCCGAGGCCUUGUGUACAGAUAUGCGAGCUGUGCCACAUAGCAGGCGUUAUUCAUCAAACAGAAAUGUCGCCUUUAAUGUGAGGCUGAAGGGCUGGAGGUGCCUGUGUUGCUAAUCUGAACCUGUGAGACGGUAUUUCUCGUCUUGUGUGCAUAAUUAAAUCGCUGGUGGAGGCUCCUCGGAUACUUAUUUAUGAUUCAGCGGACAAAAGCAUUGCGCUGCGCUGUGGUUAUUCAGAGAAUCAGGCGUCCUUGAGGUCCCGAUAAAAAAAAUAAAAAAAAACAGAUUCAGGUUUUUUAAAGAAGAAGGAGGAGAAGAAAAAAAAGCUCCGCGUGUGUGUGUGGAUUGUAAUCAGGGUGUGGACUCGAGCAGUCCGUUUCUCAUGCUUUUCAUGCUUCGUUUGUUGGUCUGAAUCGGUCCACAGUCAGUCAUAAUCCGACGCUGAAGUGAAGGAAGCUCUCAAGGUAAGGGCCCGAGCAGGCAGCAGAGGAGGAUCAAGUGUCUUUUCAUGUGGAGAUUGAUUCACCUCAUUAUCAUUUUCAGUAAUUGUGUGGAUGUUUAGUUCUCUGUGCCUUGUUUGCAUUUCAUGGUUUACCUGUAGCUGGCAGGCGUUUAGCUUCCUGCAGGCCUAUAAACACACACACACACAGAGAGAGAAGCUGUAAAGGCAGGCCCAGUGUGUGUGAGUGUGUAUGAUUUAGAGGAAAUUAAAGCACCGUUUACUGUAAUCUGCAUAACGUCAGCUCCUGCUGUGUGUGUUGAAAUCACCCAGGUGUUGUCAUCCUCGCCUGAAGCCUUCUCUGGUCAGUUUUCUGGAAUUUGCCUUCAUGCUGCAGCAAUAAGCAAUACUCGUCAUCUGUCAGGGAGACUCGUCUGGUUUGGUCACAAGGGUUGAAAUAUAAGGUCUGAUCUUUCAGGACGGCACCGGGUUCCGUUUUUAUCUUUUUUCUCAAGACUCAUUUUGAGAGCGUCAGGUUUCCUGUGAGGCCUAGAGGUCUGGAAGAAGUGGAAAACAGUUAGUGUAUGCCUGCCUGCACCAUCAUGGCCUCUGACAUGGCUGAGACGUGGAGGAACUGUUUUGAGGAGGAGCUCAUCUGCCCCAUCUGCCUGCACGUGUUCUCAGAUCCCAUCCAGCUGCCCUGCAAGCACAACUUCUGCCGGGGCUGCAUCAGCGAGGCCUGGGCCAAAGACUCCUCUCUGGCCCGCUGCCCUGAGUGCAAUCAUGCUUACACGCAGAAGCCCAGCCUGGAGAAGAACCACAAACUGUCCAACAUAGUCGAGAAGUACAACGCCCUGAGUGUGGAGAAGGCCACCACGCCGGCGCUGCAGUGCAUCCUGUGCCGCCGAGGCCCACCGCUCCCCGCAGUGAAAGUCUGCCUGCGCUGCAACGCCCCGUGCUGUCAGUCCCACGUCCAGACACACCUGCAGCAGCCGUGCUCAGCCCUGGGGCACCUGUUGGUGGAGGCGGAGGCAGUGAAGGCCUGGACCUGCCCGCAGCAUGACGAAUACAGGCUGUACCACUGCGAGGCCGAGCAGACGGCGGUGUGUCAGUACUGCUGCUUCGCCCGCUGCCACCCCAGCCACGGCCAUGCCGUCACCGACGUGGAGCUGAGACGCAACGACAUCCGACAAAGCCUGUUAAGGCAGCAGGAGCGCGUGGAGGAGCGAGUGCAGGAGAUCGAAGAACAGCUUUGCAAACUCGACUCUGACAAGUGUGUGGUGGAGGACAGGGUGUGUGAGCUGAAAGAGGAGGUGCGCCUGCAGUACCAGCGGAUGCACCAGCUCCUGGAGGAGGAUCUCGGUCGGACACUGGAGGCUCUGGACCGGGCCCAGUCCCGGUUCUGCCAGGAAAACGCUGCCCAGGUUUUGGCUUUGGGAGAACAGCGCCACGAGGCUCAGAAGCUGCUGAGCUCCAUCCACACGGCCUUCAGUAAGGCAGAGGAGCUGAGCUUCAUGAAAAACACCAAACCUGUUAAAAUCCUCACAGACAGGUCUCAGGCAUGUGUGGGCAGCAGUCUCCCUCCUUACAAAGUCGGAAGUCUAAACUCUAAACUAUUCCUUUCUGAAAUCUCAAAAAGAGAGAAGAGCUUGAAGAGAACGCUGGAAGCUCCCCUCACCCCUCCCUCGACCUUCCUGCAGUCUGUUCCUGCGUAUCCCAGCGGUCAGAGCUCCGGCUCUGGAGCAGAGAAACGGAAACAUUCCACUGCCUUCCCAGAGGGAAAUGGGAGCGUCGGAAAAACUGCCGCUCCAGGUUUCAAGGACUCCUCUUCCUCCUCUUCUUCCUCAUCGUUAGCCAAGCAGCCCUACCUGGGCUCAGGUUCUGCCUCUGGAGAAGGUCAAUCAACCAAUCAGCAGCCACUCGGCCCUUGCGGUCCGCCUCACAUCAGCGAGAGCGGCGGGACAGGAAGCGGAAGCGGCUCGCUGACUAACCAUCAUUCAGGCUCCGUGUUCAGCUCCUCGCACUUUGCUCCCGGAGGCAGUAGCUCCUCGCACUCCUCCCAGCAGGCCGUGCUGCCUCAGUACGGCGGCCGGAAGAUCCUGGUGUGUACGAUGGAUAACUGCUACUGCUCCGGAGUGCCCUCAGUGUCGGGCCACCGCAGCCAUCCCCCGUACCCACGCUCGGGCUCCUUCCCGUGGGUCAGCGCCCAAGACUACCCCCCUCCCCCCGGCCUGGCCUCUGGAGGUCCGUCCAUGCAGGGCUUGGCAGUGAGGGACUGGAUAGACGCCUCACAGACACACAGACAUGCAGAUUUCUAUGGGCUGUAUGGGCAGCCCUCUACAAAGCACUAUGUCACCAGCUAACAGAGUAGACACACACACACACUCUUGGAUAUAGAGACAGGCACCAGAAUAGCACACCUUUACCGACUUAUUAACUGGAAAAAACGCAAUGCAGUUAUACUAUACACACAUUGAAAUAAAUGUUUAUAUUCAAACACAGACCUAGAGCAUGUACACACAUUCGGGGGCAGGGUUGAUCUCUUUGUUUUUAUUUCCUUUCCUUAUUUUCGGUCAGUGUUUCAUGUAGUGUAUUAUACGUAAAAUGCAUAAACGGCUCAGCUCAGCAUUUUACACUCAGACAAGAAACAAGACAGGCCUAAGAAGAGAGGACGAGGUGCGUCUUUUUAUUUAUAGAGCAGGAGAUGGAUUGAUAGAAAAUGAACUUUUAAUAGAAAAAUCUUCUCAUGCCCUCAUGGCUUCUCAGUGAGGCUAAAGGGAAAACCGAUAAUACCGCGCAGUGUUGAGCUUUUUUUCCAACUUAGCGCCUCACGUCUCUCUGAUAUAACCGCCCCUCCAGUUGUACUGCGGUCAGUUGCCUUAUGUUAUUAGCAUCAUAUUUUUCUCUGCCCAGCUGACGUUGUUUGAUAGAUCCUUUGAAGAGGGACAGCGGUCCCUUAGUGUCUCUUGAUUUUUAUCAUCAUGGCAUUUCUUCCUUUCUUUGCUGAGUUCAGGGAUGGAUCGUACGGCUUGAACACAAAACGCUCUUCCAUGGAACACCCACAAAUGCACUUGUGGACGCCUUGUUAUGCCUGGACUCCAGAUGCUGACCCACAGAGGGGACACUAGCGCUACGUCUGAAGGUCUGAUUGACCCAGGCCCUCCGAGUUUCUGGGAAUUCGGCCCUUAUUCCUAGCACUCCCUUCCUGCUGCCAGGCUUCUCACAGGACAGAAAAUCUUCUGACAAAGACUGUUUCCAUUUAGUAAUUACAAUGACUUUGUGUUAUUUGGUACAACCCUAGGUGUCACGCUUGUCUCGAGAGACUCUAAUUUUAGAGAAAAAGGCAAGACUGGACAGACCAAACCAAUCAAGCAUCUGGAGGAUCUGAUGAUGCUGUAAUUGUACUUCCUGCAGGGCAAAGAUGUCACUUCCUCUCAAUAAGCACACGAGCUCCUGGCUUCCUGUUUGCAGCUGAAAGCAUGCAAGGAAGAGUUGUUUUUUUUUUUUUUUGUUUUUUUUUUUAAGCACUCAAAAAGAAGAACAAUGGCGGGAAAAAAACGUAUGCAGUUUUAAAAUGAGUGUAUGAAAAAAAAGAAGGAUGGGAGGAAUUUUUUUCAUGAACUUUUUCUAAAAGAAUGAGACUGGACUGCAAGAUGUAAGCAAUGGUUCAUCCUCCUAAAAAGGAGCUGUUACAACAGUCAACAUAAAGAGAAAAAAAACAACAACAUAAAAUUAUCUUUUUUUGUAAAUAUUUUGUGAAAUGGAAAAAUUACGGACGUGAUUUGGAGAAGGGUUCCAAAUAAACAAACAAAUUUAAA
Messenger RNA from Toxotes jaculatrix (banded archerfish), 5336 nucleotides. RefSeq names its product tripartite motif containing 8b (gene trim8b). The coding region runs from base 2103 to 3881 and encodes 592 amino acids. The record is from RefSeq and is a predicted model, not a curated record. NCBI's taxonomy places the organism in Eukaryota, Metazoa, Chordata, Actinopteri, Toxotidae. The transcript is spliced from 5 exons.